Molecule: messenger RNA, 1506 nt
Organism: Aureobasidium subglaciale EXF-2481
Lineage: Eukaryota; Fungi; Ascomycota; Dothideomycetes; Dothideales; Saccotheciaceae
Exons: 3
Coding region: 186-1463 (425 amino acids)
Source: RefSeq, a predicted model, not a curated record
GUUCGUUGUUCUCGUGCGUAACUUCAGUGCUCUAUCAUGAUCGUCGUUCUCGCGCGUACAGCACUGUAUGAUGAUACGCACGGACGAUGUUGCGUAUGUUUCAACAUCGAUAGUUCAAUCUCCCCGGCUAUUUAGCAAGGGCUUGUCUCCGUUCAUGAAUUUACAGAUUCCAUACAGCCAACAUCAUGAGUGUCAAUAAGGUGUCGGAGGCGAAGUCGGUUGACGAGCUUGAGGUGAGAUUGGCCAUCAUAAAUUCGGCCGUUCAACAAAGACUGCAACGCAAGGUCGAAUCUGUUUCCUCGCUAGGCCGCGACUCGAACAAUUAUGUUCAUCUAGUGCACCUGGAAAACGCUGGCGAGCAUCACAGUAACGCUGAGAUCUCGCCUCAAGCUGGUACAUCGCCGCUGGAUCCAUCUGUGACGAAGAUUGUCAUACGGAUUUCGAAUCCGGCAGCCAUGUUGGACGACAAAGUCCGCGUUGAGAACGAAGUAGCUGCUGUUGCCCUCAUGCGUCGCGCGCUGGCGACAACUCCUCGUACGAUUGUUCCCAAAGUCUAUGCCUGGAAGCCUGCGGGCAAAGGUUCUGGCUGGAUUGCACAAGAAUAUCUGGAAGGCAAGCAAUUGAGCGCUCAUACCACCAAGCUUCCUGCAGAUAAGGUCACGUUUGUGGUAGAUCAGGUCGCCGAGCUCUUUGCGAAGAUACAGAGAUUUGACCCCCAAGUCGCAGGCUUCGGAGGACUCCGAUUCGAUUUGAAUGGCGAGGUUGUCACUGGGCGCUCUACACUGUGGUCGAUAGGACCAUUCCAUAAGUACUCGGAGAUGUAUCAUGGCAUAUUCGUGAAGCAGACAUCAUCAGCCGCGACAACUCCACUGCUUGAGGGGUGGAAGGGCACAGAUUUGCUAGAAAGACUAAAGAACUUUAGCGUGUCCGCUGUUUGGAAAGCGCUGCUUGGUAAAUUCGAUGGCUUCAAACCCACCCUCGUGCAUGGAGAUCUUUCAUUUGACAAUAUCUUGGUGGAUCCCGAGACAUUGCAGAUCACCGGAUUGUUGGAUUACGACUUCUCUCAUAUUGCUGCCCCAGCGGACGAGUUCGUCUACUCGUUCAUGGAACUUGGUGGACUUGUGCCUGGACCAUUUGAAGAUGAAGCUCUGCGAAGUUUGAGGCGCUUUCAACUUGGGCAGGGCGAAGAUGACCUGUUGCCUGAAGAGACCGAGGACAGCCCAGUCAACUGGACUUUGGCUAAAGCAUGGAAUUCAGCUUUGAAGAAGCAUGGCGUGAAUGGGCCCGCAGAGAUUGAAAAUAUUGCCGAUCUCGCUGAUAUCUAUUGGUUUUUGCUGGACGUUUGUCCGCCUUUCUUCAAUAUGCCGAAAUGGUUGGCCAAGCGCACAGACAAGCAGAAACAGGCUGCUAAGGCAAGGACCGAGAAGAUUUUGCACAAAUACAUUGAUAGAUGGACUAGCUAGAAAAUCUACGAACGCGCCUUGCUGUUCACUGUCUAACCCAGAA